GAGGACUUACGGAAUAAAUUCGUUAGUUGGUGGCUUACAACUGAGUAUGGAUCUCAGUCUGAUAUAAAGAACACAAUUCGAUGGGAAUCAAAAAGCAAAUCGGAUAUCUGGGACAGCUUCUACCAGGUUGCGAAUAACAAAAAUGGAAAGCCGAAGGUUAUGUGUAAGGCAUGCCUCUGUACAAUUGGCCAUCCAAGAUUCCGGCGUGCUGGUUCUUCGCCUAUGACAGCGCACCUCAAAACUGGAGCAUGUUCAAAGAAAAGUGGCCCGAGAAUCGACCAGCUUAUCAAAAGAAUGGUACCACUAGUAUAUCAUUCACCCAAGACCGUCUCUCCGAUGCUAUUCUGAGAUUCAUUUCAACUGCACAUCUGCCCUUUCGAGUGAUCGAACACCCCCAAUUCCACCGCAUGUUAGAGGUUGCUCAGCAAUCAUCCACUAAACUUACGAUUCCAUCAGCACGAACCAUUCGACGUCAUCUCGAUAUCACAGUCCAGAAUAACCAGAAGGGGAUUCUACAGAGACUUCCAGAGGGGUGCCGGCUAUCGAUAGCCUUGGAUUGCUGGACUUCUCCUUUCCAGCAGGCCUUUAUGGCUAUCACUGGUUACUUUAUCGAUCAUAACUGGGAUUACUGUGAGGUUCUUCUAGGCUUUGAGCCUCUCCAUAGCUCCCACACUGGUGAAAAUCUCAGUAAAACCGUGACCCAGAUCCUAACAGAACAUAGUAUCUCGGAUCGUAUCCUGUCAGUGACCACAGACAACGCAACCAACAACAAUACUUUGAUGCAGAGUAUCCAGGAGAACCUUCAGUCUCAGCAUUCAUCAGAUAUCUCGAUCUUCCGCGUCCCAUGCAUCGCGCAUGUGAUCCAACUGAGUCUCAAUGAGCUUCUUGGGAAGCCUAAGGCAGUGCCAAGUAAUAAGGAGAUCGAGUUAGAGUGGUCUGACGAAAAAACCCACUCCUUCCAGAAUAAGCGCAAUAUCUCCGGCGGUAUCCAGAUCACAGAUACAUUGAAAAAGAUCCGAGGACUAGCAGUCUUCAUUAAUGCAAGCCCACAACGUCGGGAGGCAUUUAUGGCCCUGCAGCCGGAGCCUGCAUUGAUUCCAAUCCAAGAUGUUCGGACACGAUGGAACUCAAUAUUUCUGAUGCUCAACCGGGCCAAGAAGCUCCAGCCAUUCUAUGAUCAGUAUUGUACUGAUCAUCAAUAUCUUUAUUUCAAGCUCGAUCAAGAAGAGUGGCGUCAAGUCGAAUAUCUUCUUCUUCUGACAAAGCCCUUCUUUGAUUUCACAAUGAUGCUGUCAAAGACCAAGGAUAUUACCGCACACAAUAUCUACAGUAUCUACAACAAGCUUUUCUCCUAUCUCGAUGCAGCCGAGGCGAAGCUUAAGAAUAAAGGUGUGAUCUGGAAGAAACGGAUGUUGCGGGCACUCCAAACAGCAAAGAAAAAGCUCUCCAAGUACUACACUGCCACCGAAUACGAGCCUUAUGGUGACAUCUACGCUCUAGCAACAAUCUUCUCUCCAUCAAAGAAGGUCCGGUACUUUUCCUCGACUGAUUGGCAGGGCGAUAUUGAUUAUGUGAAUCGUUAUCAAGAGGUCCUAAACCGAGAGUUUGAUCGAUAUAGGAAGAUGCUUACCUAUGAUGCCAAUGACCUAGCGGCACUGGAGACUUCUGGAGUAGCUAUUGAUGAGAAUGAUGACUGUGAUCUUGAUGCUGCUUGUGCAUCGCAAAACCAGCCAUUGGAAGAGCUUGCAAAACCAGAUGACAACGAGAUUGCACGAUAUCUUGCUCGUGGAACUGAGCGACAGAAACCUCGACUUUUCUGGAAGGAACAUGAGCAGAGCUUCCCGACCCUGGCAAGGAUGGCAAGGGACAUUCUAUCUAUCCCUGCUAGUGGUGCUGGUGUUGAACGACUAUUCAAUUGUGCUCGUGAUAUCUGUCAUUACCGUCGUGGUCAAUUGAAGCCGAGUACAAUCCGUGGCCUGAUGCUGCAUCAGUUUGCUACCAACUUUGAUCUUCGAUAUGAGGAGCUGGGGAUUAUCAAAGAGUAUCUAUCCCAAGGUGAAGCUGCUUUGCUAGAUCAAACCCGGAGAUCAUUACCACAGCUUGAGGUCUUGGAGCCUAUCAGUGAUAACGAGGAGGAGGAUCAAGAGACUGGACUCGAGGCUACCCAGCACACUGAGAGCGGUGGUAAUGACUCGGAUGAUGAUAGUGCCGAGCGACGUAGACGGGCAAAAGGAAAACAACCUCAAAAACGACCAUACGACGCUGUUGAAGAGGAUGAUGAGCUUCCAGAAAUACCGGUGGAUAGGAGCAUGCCAGGCCGUUCAGGGCGGAUUCGAAAACAGCCAAGGCUACCAGAUGGCUUCCAGUUAGUAUAA
Molecule: messenger RNA, 2375 nt
Organism: Penicillium vulpinum
Lineage: Eukaryota; Fungi; Ascomycota; Eurotiomycetes; Eurotiales; Aspergillaceae
Exons: 3
Coding region: 171-2375 (734 amino acids)
Molecular function (GO): protein dimerization activity
Source: RefSeq, a predicted model, not a curated record